Messenger RNA from Gossypium arboreum, 5469 nucleotides. Its product is annotated as putative disease resistance RPP13-like protein 1. The coding region runs from base 659 to 4417 and encodes 1252 amino acids. Gene Ontology annotation, molecular function: protein binding; ADP binding. Gene Ontology annotation, biological process: defense response to other organism. The transcript has 3 exons. NCBI's taxonomy places the organism in Eukaryota, Viridiplantae, Streptophyta, Magnoliopsida, Malvales, Malvaceae. The record is from RefSeq and is a predicted model, not a curated record.
GAGCAUCAAAAUUCAAAAGCAAAGGUCCCAUCAUUUCCAUUAUUCCUUUCCCAUUGAAAAAAGAAAAACGAAAAGCAGCUUCUGUUUCUGUAUUCAGUGACUUCCAACUCAUUGCUUCAUGGUCUGAAUUAUUACAUGGUUUAAGGAUAUUGUGCCAAUUUCUUCAACUUUCACCAAUUUUGCAGAUUCCAUUUCCGUUUCUUUCUUUUUGUUCCCUGAGUUUCCAUUUUGGAUUUGUUCAUUUCUCGUCACCUUAUUUCUCAUAAUUCCACCAUGUCUGUCAUUGGAGGCUGCUCUUUCUGUGUUUUGGAGCUGUUGGGGGCAAGUUGCUCGACUCUGCGCUCAACUUUGUCGCUGAUCAUAAGCAACUCCACCCGCAGCUCAAGCAGUGGCAGUCCAUAUUGCCUGAUAUCCAAGCAGUGUUGGACGAUGCAGAGGAGAAACAGAUCAAGAACGAGGGCGUGAAGAAAUGGUUGGAGGAUCUCCAGGACUUGGCUUACGAUGUGGAUGACAUCUUGGAUGAGUUCGCUUAUGAAGAGUUACGUCUCAAGCUCAACAAAUCGCAAGCUCAAGCCAGCACUAGCAAGGUACGGAAACUCAUUCCUACCUGCUGUACCACUAGUAAUUUCACUCCACUUCUUUCCUGUUUAAGAAUUCCAUGAUUCCCAAGGUGAAAGAGAUCACUGAUACACUGAAUAGUUUGACUACUCGAAGAAGUAGUUUGGGGUUGAGUGACCUCUUGUCUCAAGCUCCAACCUCCAAGGGAAAGCAACAAAGGCUGCAACCAACUUCCGUACUGGAUGGAGUUGUGGAGUAUGUUGGUAGACACAAGGAGAAGACAGAAAUGAUUGAGUUGCUCAAAGGUAAUAACUCCAAUGGAGUUUCAGUCCUUUCCAUCGUGGGCAUGGGAGGGAUGGGUAAAACAACUCUUGCUCAGCUUGUUUACAAUGACGCCACCAUCAACGAGUCUUUUGAUCUCAAGGCCUGGGUAUGCGUUUCUGAUAAUUUUGAUGCAAUUGCUAUAACAAAGGCAAUUUUACAGUCCAUCACUUCUGAGUCAUGUGAUUACAGUAACUUGGAUUUACUUCAAGUUAAGUUGAAGGAGAAAUUGUCGGGUAAAAGAUUCUUGCUUGUUUUAGAUGACAUUUGGAACGAGAAUUAUAAUGAUUGGACCAUCUUACGGUCUCCGUUUGGAGCAGGGACCACUAUCAUUGUAACCACUCGUCUUCAAAUUGUUUCAUCUAUUGUGGAUCCGCUCAAAGCUUUUCAUUUGGAUAAGCUAUCGGAUGAUGAUUGUUUAUCCAUAUUUACACAGCAUGCAUUAAAAGCAAGAAAUUUCGAUGGACAUCCCCAGUUCAAAGAAAUUGGAGAGAAAAUUAUUAGAAGGUGCAAUGGCUUACCUUUGGCUGCAAAAGCUAUUGGAAGCUUGCUACGCACAGUUAAAUAUCAUGGAGAAUGGGGAAGAAUAUAUGAGAGUGAGAUAUGGAACUUACCAGAAGAGCAGUGUGGCAUAAUUCCAGCUUUGCGAUUAAGCUACCAUCAUCUUCCGUCAUACUUGAAACGAUGUUUUGCAUAUUGCUCCAUACUUCCUAAAGACUAUGAAUUUGAAGAAGAAGAAAUUAUCUUGUUAUGGAGAGCGGAAGGUCUCUUGCAACAAAAAGCUAUGCCUCAAGUUAAAGAUAUUGGAAAUCAAUAUUUUCAAGAUCUAGUGUCGAGGUCAUUUUUUCAGAUAUCCAGUAAAGAUGAGUCCCGAUUUGUAAUGCAUGACCUUAUCAAUGAUUUAGCUCAAGUAGUUGCAGGAGACAUAUGCUCCAAACUGGAGGGUGAUAUGCAACAAAAGUUCUCAAAUCGCACUCGACAUUCUUCUUAUAUUGUCAGUAGAUAUGACACAGUGAAGAAGUUCGAAGCAUUUGAUCAAGUGAAAUCAUUACGUACUUUUCUACCUUUACAGUUGUCACGUUAUUGGAAGCUUUAUUUAACUAAUGUUGUUUUGGUUGAUUUGUUGCCAAAACUUGGCUACUUAAGGGUGCUUUCUUUGAGUGGGUAUAAAAUCACUGAGUUGCCUGAUGUUUUUGAAAAUUUAAAACAUCUUCGCUACUUAAAUUUUUCUCACACCCAAAUCAAAUGCCUACCUGAUUCUUUGUGCACUCUUUAUCAUUUGGAAACUUUAUUACUAAAAAGUUGUUCCAAACUUCAAAGGUUACCUUCAAAUAUGGGAAAUCUUGUGAACUUGCAUUAUCUUGAUAUCAGAGGUGCCUACUUAAUAGAAAGGUUUCCUUUUAGAAUUGAUAAGCUAACGAAUCUUCAAAGGUUAUCAAAUUUUAUCAUAGGGGAAGGUGAUGGACAUAGUAUCAGAGAAUUGAAAUAUUUGUCAAACCUCAAAGGUGAUUUUUGUCUUUCUAGGUUGGAGAAUGUUAAUGUUGAAGAUGCAGGGGAAGCCAAGUUAAAUGAGAAGCAGGGAAUUGAUCGAUUGGUAUUGAAAUGGAGUUGGGACUUUAAGAAAGAUACAAGGAAAAAAGAGGUUGAAGAAUGGGUGUUAGACUCUCUUCAUCCUUCUAAAAAGCUUGAGCAACUCGUCAUUGAGAAUUAUGGUGGUGCAAAAUUCUCUACUUGGAUUGCAGAUCCUUCCUUCAAAAAUAUGUUGUCAUUGGAGCUUCACGACUGUAAAAAUUGCAAAUCUCUACCAUCGAUUGGAAGGUUGUUGUUGUUAAAAGAUCUUUCAAUUAGUGGUUUGGAUCAAGUACACAAGAUUGGUGCUGAGUUGUUUGGAGAAAAUCAAUCAAAUGCUUUUGCAUCAUUAGAGUCUCUGCGUUUUGGCAAUAUGCUGAAUUGGAAGGAGUGGGACCUAUGUGAAGAUGAUGAGGAAGUAUCGAAAUUCCCCAGCCUUCGUUUUCUUUCAAUCAGAGAAUGUCCUCUAUUGCUGGGAAGGUUGCCAAUCAUCCUUCAAUCCUUGCAGAAGCUUGAAAUCUAUGAGUGUAAGAGACUGGUAGUUUCAAUUUCAAGUUUUCCCUUGCUGCGUAAAUUAAGUGUUGAAGGGUGUGAAGAAUUGGUGGAUGAAGGUUCUUUGUCUGUACAGAUGGUUACCUCUUUGAAACAUGUCUUUCUUUCAAAUAUUUCAAAAUUUUAUAUUUCAGCAGAGAGGAUAAUGUUGAGAUUUGCAAAGUCCGAAACAUUCAAGAUCUCUGGUUGGAAGGAGUCGGGAUCUUUGUCCCAAAAUGGGUUCAGCUUAGUUGGGCAUCGUUUCAUUAGUAUUAAGGAUUGUCCCCAAUUGGUCUCUUUGGAAACAGAGGAGGAGAGAUUGCAACUUGACAAGAUUCCAGGUGUUGAAUCUCUGAUAAUAGUGGAUUGUGAAAGGCUCAAUAGACUACCAGAUGCCAUACAUGCUUUCCCAUUCAUUACAAGAGUAGAACUUGUAAAGUGUCCACGCUUGGUUUGUUUUGCAGAGAGUAACUUUCCUCCUGCUUUAAAAGAGCUGAGGAUUGGGAAUUGCGUGAAUUUGCAAUAUUUGGUUGAUGAAAAAGAAAAUAAUAAUAAGAGUAUCAGUAGCAACACUUAUCUUCUUGAGCGCUUAGAUAUAAUAUACUGUCCAUCUCUAAUAUGGUUAUCAUCAAGGGGCGACAUAUGCAAUCGGCUUCAACAUCUGGAUAUUAGGAACUGUUCAAAGCUAACUAGCUUAUUUUUAAAUGCCAAGUUACCCGUAAUGCUUAAACAGCUUCUUAUUUGGAAUUGUCCGGUGUUGGAAUGCAUAGCCCAAGACUUCCUUGAAACCACUGAUCUCGAAAGCAUUCUAAUUAGGGGUGCUGACAAAAUUAAAUCAUUACCACGGGGAUUCGACAAGCUCAGUCAUCUUCAGGAGAUUCGAUUAUCUAGGUGUCCAAAUCUGGUUUCAUUUGAAGAAAGUGGGUUGCCCGCCACAAAUCUCAGAGUUUUCUUAAUUAGUAAUUGUGAAAAUUUUGGAGCCCUUCCCAAGUGCAUCAACUUCACCUCCCUUCGACAAUUAGCGGUGUCGAAGUGUUCGGCUGACAUAUCCUUUCCAGAAGAGGGUUUCCCUACCAACCUUACAUCACUUCAAAUCUCAAACGCACCUAAAAUUUAUCCAUCACUUGUUCAAUGGGGAUUUAACAGACUCACCUCUCUUCAACAACUCAAAAUCAGAGGUGGAGGAUGCUCAAAUGUGGUGUCGUUUCCAGAAGAAGGGAUACGAAAGACGCUGCCUCCUUCUCUAACAUCUAUUUCCAUUGAAAAUUUUGAGAAUUUGGAGUUCAUAUGCUCCAAGGGCUUUCGAUACCUCACCUCUCUUCAAGAAUUGCGAAUCUAUGAUUGUCCUAAGCUCACAUCUCUUCCGGAAAAGAUAUGCUUCUCUCGCUUGAGCACCUACAUAUUUCAAGUGCCCAUUGCUAGAAGAAGGGUGCAGUAGGGGUAGAGGACGAGAGUGGUCCAAGAUUGCCCACAUACCUUUUGUUAAAAUUGAUAUUAAAACAGUCAUCCCGAGGGAAAUAGAUUGAAAUUUAAGCAGCAAAAUCUGGCAUCGAUUUCUCCACACUCAAACCACAGGCAUUAAAGGCUAAACCGGCGAAAAAUAGAGAGACCUUCAAUUUCAAGUGAUGGUUUGUUGCUCUUUGUGGAUAGAUUUCUGUUAUUGCAUAAGGAUAUCAAUGCCAAGUGCCAACAGAUUUCGUCAUCACUGUAGACAUGGUACUGAUGUUUGCAGGAUUAAUGGAGGGAUACAGUACACGUUACAACAUGGCAUUAGAGAGCUUAAUUUAACAAUAACACAACAGAGUUCACUGAGCUGCAAUUUGGGGUUUCACUUGUAAGUCACGGGUCACAUUGAGAUUAUUCAUCCUUGGAACUUCCCAAAAAUUGUUCUGUCCAAUCUCAAAGAUGUCCCGUCUUAGUUUUCCGAAUUUCUCAGACCAUGAAUCGAUUCAGAGGCUGCAUCACUUCACUUGAUGAGGAAUUGCUUCUUUGAUCAUGUGGAUUGAGCGACAUAAACAAACUCACUGUCUCUGGAAACCAUGAAAUUGGUGGCAGAUAAAAGGCCAAAUGGUACCACUGGGGAGGUGUACGUACCUUCGGGUGAUAAACCCUUGAAUGGUGGGCAUCCCAAGAGGGCAAUACCAGCUUAUGGGCUCAACAAUGGCACAACGUGGUUAGUUUGGUUUCUAAUGCUUUUAGUAUCAUCUAUCUCUAUCUACACAAAUCAUGAACCUGUCUUAGGUCUCCAUUGAUGACUGAUACGAGGCUAGGAUGUUUUAAAUAAAGUAUUGCUUUUGAAAAUUUUGAGAUUGAAAACAAAAAUGUUGGUCAAUUGCUCUAAGUUUGUAGGUAGUUAUUGUGGCGAGGUAUUUUAUUUGAUGUAAUUCUAGUGUAAUCUCUAUUUUUUAAUAGCGAAUUUCAUUUUUAGUUCUGCCCGUGGAUGUAAGGAAUAUUCUCGAACCACGUAAUUCAUCGUGUUCACUUUCUCUA